AUGUCCUGCUCGACAAGAAGUUCCGACAAGAAUAUCCCGAGCGACGGACUCUUCUGUACUUCUCGAAUUUCCAAGAAGCCCUCAAAGCCCCUCACCCCGUCCAAGAAAACGUUGCGGAUCUACGGUAGCCCGCAGACACCACAGUACGGCAUCUCUGCAUUCCAGUAUCCACGGGACGAAGACAUCUGGUCGAUCCCCUUAGAUAUAGAUAUCGUGAUCACACACGGCCCUCCGCGUUUGCAUCUGGGCACGAGAGAUUUCCAUCGCGCGGGUUGCCCAUUCCUGGCCCUGGAAAUAGCACACAUACGACCGCGUCUUGUCGUAUUCGGGCACAUCCACGUGUCUUAUGGGCGCGAAGAUGUCGUUCUUGAUGGAAUUCGACGACGAUGGGAAAAGAUUACCAACCAGUGGGCUGGGUGGAUCACACUCGGUUUCAUGGCGGUUGUCCAACACAAGCGAACGGACCGGUUGCAGAAGGAGACGAAAUUGCGAUGGAGGUUCCCGAACGAACUUUUGGCUGCAGCUAUCGCUCCGCCCUUUGCCGAGAUUGUAGCCAUAGUUACUGAACUUAUGGCAGAGCUAAUCCCCGGGCUUGUAAUAGAAUCCGCCGGCGGCGUAAAGCUCGCAUCGUUACAGUAUCCCGCAUACAAUGAGACCGCCUGGCCAACAUCCUUGGUAGCAACUGCCUGGCACUUACUGCUUACACACCUUCUUCCUGAGGAUAAAAAAGAGCAAAAUGAGCUGGGCGGUAUGAACCACGCGUCAAGGGCGCCUUCAAGCUCAAAUAUUUUCUCUUACGCGACUUUGCGUUCACCAAGAAGUGAGCACUCUUGGGCGUUUCUCAGCCGCACCAUCACUGUUGCCUUCCUCGAUCCAGGCUAG
Mytilinidion resinicola is the source of this 882-nucleotide messenger RNA. RefSeq lists its product as uncharacterized. The coding region runs from base 1 to 882 and encodes 293 amino acids. The transcript is spliced from 6 exons. The record is from RefSeq and is a predicted model, not a curated record. Lineage: Eukaryota; Fungi; Ascomycota; Dothideomycetes; Mytilinidiales; Mytilinidiaceae.